Molecule: messenger RNA, 3129 nt
Organism: Xylaria bambusicola
Lineage: Eukaryota; Fungi; Ascomycota; Sordariomycetes; Xylariales; Xylariaceae
Exons: 2
Coding region: 99-2798 (899 amino acids)
Source: RefSeq, a predicted model, not a curated record
UCCGCCCAAACGAGCCUCCGGACGACCAUUAGCAGUCUCGACUAGCUCCCGGGAUUUAUGGGUUCGUGGUAAUACUACUACAAAUCGAGCUGUUCUAUAUGCCUAGAUUUCCAGUCAACUUUCGGCGGAAAUCGACCGCAGCCGAUGAUCAAAAUGGGUCGGUAGCCGAACCGUCGUUCCGAGUGCUGGAACGACCUAGCAGCAGCCAUAUUAAAACCUUCGACGGUGGCGUGAGGCAGAGUAGGACAGCUGGUGGUGCACCGAAGAACAAUAUUCACGAUUUGACAAUGGAAGAUAAUCUCUUUGCAGGUUUGAACAGUAGUCGUGGCAGUGGCAGCUCGAAUACUACUAAAACGGGGUCUGACAAUUCCUCCCGUCAUAGUAAUGUAUCAAUGACUCCCUCCUCUACCGAGUAUAUUCCUCAGCAAGAUGAAUGGCGGAAUGCCCCUAGCAGAAAACCCUUGCCUUCAAGUGAUAAUUUCGAUGCGAUUCCCCCUGCGCCACCUGCACACAAGAGCUCUGGCUUUCUCAAACAAGCAACCAGGACAUUUUCGUUUGGGGGUAACAAGAAACAUACACUGCCGCCAAUACCAUCAGAGGAGACCGUUCCUCCUAUGCCAGAAUACAAGACCCCCCAAACCCCGAACGCCCGCUCUCGGGCUGCGACGGCUUCGACAGUCACCAGUGCGACGCCGCCGAAGCUUGAAGAUUCAGAUUUCAAACUAGAUCUAGGCGGUGAAUGGAGCAGCGGUAUGCUGACAAAAUUCGACAAACGUUCGAGUGUCGCAACCUUGAAAGAACGAGACGCAAACAACAGUAGGCCCAACCAGCCAUCGCCUCUCCAUCUAGACCACUCUGCCCCCAUAGAACCGCCCCCAAAGUCGUGGAAUAGCCAACACUCCAACGAGGGACUACUUGGAUCUGGUCGUGUGUAUUCGUCUCCUGUCCACAAAGACGAAAUUACACCACCUCCACCAGUCGCAGACGUCUCGAAACCAAUUAAUAGAUACCCUGAGCGCCGUGCAUCGGAGGAGGAUACGGAGGACACGACUUUAUUGAGCGAUUUAUCAGCAGCUUCCAAAUUUUUGGCAAGUGGUGCAGCUGAUCGUCCCUAUGCAGGUCGAUCAGCUCUUCCCGCUGGUUCAAAAGGAUCAUACUCCAAAACACGAUAUGAUCCUAACGAGGAUGAGGACAAUAUCUUUGAUAAGUCAUUUGGCCGGCCGCCGAGGGUUGCAACGCGGGUUGGUAGCAGCUCCAAUUCAACGCAAAACAACGGAAAUAAGGUUAUGACUCCACGGGAAUUUGAGAAGUAUCGGGAUAAUAAAGCAAAGGAAGAAAAGCUCGGAUUAAUAGGCUCUAACGAGUCGGACAAAGAAGAUGAUGAGAUCAACUAUGAUGAUGAUGAGGAUGAUGAGUUGGAGAGGUCCAAACAGAUACAAAAGCAACGUCAAAAGCAAGAAGCCCAUCUGUCAGUGUACCGGCAACAAAUGAUGAAGGUUACGGGUGAGAGCGCAAAUCCCACACCGCGACCCGCCAUGUCCACGUCAUUAAGCACACCUAAUCUACCGAUAAACCAUGCUCUGAACACUGGCAACACGCCUACACCACCGUCCGAUGGUUCCGAAGAAGAUGAGGAAGUGCCACUUGCUAUACUUGCGGCACAUGGGUUUCCCAACAAGAAUCGCCCACCGACUCGCCUCAGUACUAUGGGCUCACAACCAAACCUUCGAGCUUCUAUGAUGCAACAGUCAGCCACUGCCGGUGCAAAUUCAGUGGCUGGUGAUAGUAAUGCGGGAGGCGCGUCUGGUGGUCGUCUUCCACCUUUUGCUCGAAAAUUACCACAAGAUCCAUAUCUUGGGGCUGGACUCAUUAACCAGGCCCCACGGGAAUCCAUUGCCUUUGCAGGUGGUGCACCGGCUCCAUCAAGAUCACUCCCAACCGGCGGUCUAGUAGGAGUUAUUGCGAACGAAGAGCGGGCUCGGGCCUUAAGACGAGGUAGUCCCGCCGUUGACAACGCCAAAAACAGUAUGACUCAAUUGCAAAUGAACCCGGGAUUCGACCCUAUCAAUGGCAUCCCAGCACAAAUGAUGUACCCGAUGGGCAUGCAGCCACCACAACCACCAAUGCUUACGGUCGGUGAGCAGGCACAAGUUCAAAUGAAUCAGCAAAUGCAUCAGUUCAUGCAAAUGCAAAUGCAAUUCAUGCAGAUGAUGGCCACACAGAAUUCACAGACUCAGGGACAACCCAGACCCAUGGGACAUAUGCCAACGCAGUCAGUCGGGCAAAUGGGUGAUAUGUCGCGCAAUUCAAUGAUGGGUGGUGAUCGGGGUUCAUUCAUUGGUGCGUCCAUGACUGGCGCUCUGGGAUCUGGGCUGAGCUUAGAUGUGCCUCAUCUAGGGCCACAGAUGAGAACCAUGAGCAUGGUUCAGCCAAGCUCAGCAUCCUGGAUUCAGCAACCUCCACAGCCAAGUUAUGUCCCUUCAAUCAACAUUCAAGCGGGUGGCUACGCUCCGUCAAUUGCACCCUCGGAACGAAGUAACAUCGGGCUGCCUGGCCGUUAUCGACCUGUCUCUAGUAUUAAUAUUGACCAAUCUGGUCGAACGUCCACCAUGGGGGGUGCUGCCCACCAUAUCCCAUCCAACCUCAAAGCUGAACCCAAGGUGGCUACUGUUGCGAGGGACGAUGACGAAGACGAUGACGAAGGAUGGGCAGCCAUGAAGGCCAAGCGAGAGCAAAAGAAGAGCCUGUGGCGGUCCAAAAAAACCUUUGAUUCCAGCAUCGGGGCUCUUAUUAACUGAAUGCAUUCUGAUUUCUGCAGUUCCCUAACAUCAACAUCAUUGUUUGGCUAGAAAAAAGAAGGAGCAUCUUGCUACCACCUCAUAUGAGCAUUGCGUCUAUAUCACCUUGCUGCGGUAGCAUGCUUGUUUUUCCACUUUCAUUGUAUCCGUGGGGGGGCCAUGUGUAAGGGAGAUUUCGAUGGACUAUUGUAUAUGUGUAGGGAUCAUGUUGGAUAGAGAUGUGAUGGCACUGGUUUCUUUGGCCUGCACGACAUGAGCAGAAAUUGCCACACUGUUAAAGAAACAGCAGUUGCCGUGAAAGGUCUCUUCUCGCUUGAUCAUCAGGGAUCUC